AUGGGACGUAGAUUUCGAAUUGAAAUCGGAGUCGAGAGGCAUGUGUACCCUGAAUGCCGACUGUCAGAGAAGGGAAUCGAAUACGUGGGAAGCAAGAACGAGACCGAGAAUGGAAAAUCUUGCCAACGUUGGGACGUAGAUACCACACUACUUCGAGAAUUGACUUACCCCUAUUCAUUUUCAUUCUACGACCUCACCAGGUCCAUAUCUCCAGAGAAUCACUGCCGGAACACUGGACAAUUGGACCGGCCGUGGUGUAUGGUAUCUGAUCUCAAUACUGUGUGGGAGUACUGUGACAUUCCCGUUUGCGAAAAUCUAGAUCCGCUGGAAUGCAAGUUGAGUCAAUCUGGAAUCGAGUAUGUCGGGAAGCUGAACGUGACGAUAUCUGGGUAUCCCUGCAAACCUUGGUUGGAGGUGUGUGCAAAAAUGCCCUCUGCGUGCGAACAGCUAGGAUCGAGAUUUCCAGACGAACUUGAUGGGAAUCACCGGUUUUGUCGAAAUAAGGCUCCAUCAUACCACGGCCCAUGGUGUUUCACCUACUCUGACGACGGAAUUGAAUGGGAGUAUUGUGACGUUCCCUUUUGCCCACCUACCGAUCAGAAACGAUGCGACAUUCGAGUGGGUGGACGUUGCGUCAGUCGAGGGGGCAAUCAACCGUACAUGAAUCCCACCAAUUUUCCGGACGACUUGCACGCACACCACAACUACUGUCGGAACCCGAAUGGAGACGAAGGGGUUUGGUGUUACAAAGCUUCCGGGGUGGGACGGGACUACUGUGACGUCCCCAAAUGUCCUUGAACCUCCCCUUACAGUGAGACACAUAUGAGGACCAUUUUAUCAAUGUUUCUACCGCCCGAAUAUUCCUGAUACUCGGGCUGAACAAUGUAUGUGGAUUUCAUUUGUUUCAUUUCGAGAUACGGAGCUUUGGCGAUAAUGAUAUCGUCCUGAUGUACGCAAAUCGAUUUUAUCGUCGACGAUUUCUAUGGGGAAAUUUAUCAUUCCAUCUACUUUCUUCGGGUGGGGUUUAUUUAUUUUUUUUAGAGAUAGGGACUUCCUACCGUUCUGGAUAUCCUGGUAUAGCAAUCCCAAUUUCUUUCGUUCUGAUCGCGGGAAAGUUGCAUUCAAACAGCAAAGCAUACUCUGGCAGUGAG
Messenger RNA from Darwinula stevensoni, 1151 nucleotides. NCBI's taxonomy places the organism in Eukaryota, Metazoa, Arthropoda, Ostracoda, Podocopida, Darwinulidae. The record is from the annotation of a GenBank genome assembly.